AUGUUGCACUACAACUAGCUGGAAAUCCGAAGCCAAAGUCAAUGCUCUCUGCGUCUAUAAGUACAAACACUGCCUACCUCCAAAUUCAAAAUGGUCAAGCUCGCCAACAUCGCCCUCGCCAUCGCGGCCGCCAUCGCCGGCACCGAAGCCGCCUUCACGCGGGCGUGCAACGCGCCGUACGACGUGUGCGGCUGGAUCCUGACCAACGGCGUCUACGGCUACGACCAGGCCACGCUGCAGGCGGCGGCCACCGCUGCCGGCCAGAGUCCUACCACUAGCCAGCUGUACAACGGCCUGUACGGCUGCCGCGACAACGGCACCAUCAUCUGGAAGCAGUUGUGCACGUCGGGCUGCCAGCCGCCUGUCACCUUCAACUCGUUCUGCCACUAGGGUUGGUAGUUAGCAGUGGAGCAGGUGUAGUGGUUGGAUGGGGUGGGAGUGGGCUCCAGAG
Lasiosphaeria miniovina is the source of this 451-nucleotide messenger RNA. RefSeq lists its product as uncharacterized. Lineage: Eukaryota; Fungi; Ascomycota; Sordariomycetes; Sordariales; Lasiosphaeriaceae. The coding region runs from base 91 to 390 and encodes 99 amino acids. The transcript has 3 exons. The record is from RefSeq and is a predicted model, not a curated record.